Xenopus tropicalis (tropical clawed frog) is the source of this 3362-nucleotide messenger RNA. RefSeq lists its product as uncharacterized. The coding region runs from base 858 to 2153 and encodes 431 amino acids. NCBI's taxonomy places the organism in Eukaryota, Metazoa, Chordata, Amphibia, Anura, Pipidae. The transcript has 4 exons. Gene Ontology annotation, molecular function: zinc ion binding. The record is from RefSeq and is a predicted model, not a curated record.
UAACUACUGCCUGCGCUGUAUUGGGGGAACAUGGGGAACGACUGAGGAAUAUAGAGGAAGAUCUAUUCUGCCCUGUAUGUAUCCGGAGAUAUGGGAAACAGCCUGAACUGAACAUAAACGUGGCUCUGUGUAACGUAGCAGAACUAUUCCUCCCUACUGACCCACAGCGUGGCAGGGCAUGGAUCCCCUGCACUUACUGUGCCCCCCCUGUGCCCGCGGCUAAAUCCUGCCUGACCUGUGAGGCCUCUCUGUGUGCCAGACAUGUGCGGGUACAUAGCCGGGCAGCAGAACAUGUAUUAACUCUGCCAACUGUUUUAAUUGGGCACAGAAAAUGCUCCACCCACCAGGAGCUGCUGAGAUAUCGCUGCACUGAGCAUGGCUUCCGUGUCUGUGUGUCCUGCUGCCUGGCUGGGGGGCACCGGGGCCACAGGGUGGAACUGCUGAAUGAGAGCCCAGAAAGGAUAAAUAUUCAAGCCGUGGCUGCUGCUGAUCUGAAAGCUGAUCGAACCUGCUCUGUGUGCCAGGAGAUCUACACCGACCCUGUAACCCUGCCCUGUGGCCAUAACUACUGUCAGGUCUGUAUUGAGAGACAUUGGGCCUGGCAGGAGGGGAUAGAUGAGGAUCCUUCCUGCCCUGAAUGCAGGAGAUACAGGAGAUACAGGAGACGCCCGGAACUGAACAGGAACCUCAGGCUUCGUAAUAUAGUGCAGAGUUUCCUCCCUCACCCAGAGCAGGAGGGGGCACUUUGUACUUACUGUGCCCCCCCUGUGCCCGCGGCUAAAUCCUGCCUGACCUGUGAGGCCUCUCUGUGUGCCAGACAUGUGAGGGAGCACAGCCGGUCAGUAGGACACAUAUUGAUGGACUCCAGCAUACUGUUCAAUGAUACACCUUGUCCCACUCACCAGAAGCCCCUGGGGUAUUACUGCCGGGAGGAGGAAGCCUGUAUCUGUGAGGAUUGUGUCCCGGAACACGGGGGGCACAGGGUGGAGAAGCUGGAUGAGGGAACUGAGAAGAUUAAAGAGCAACUGAGAAUUCUGCAAGCGGUGCAGCAUUCGGAUCUGAGAGUGGAGCUGACCUGCUCCGUGUGCUGGGAGUUCUACACCGACCCUGUAACCCUGCCCUGUGGCCAUAACUUCUGUCGGGUCUGUAUUGGGAGACAUUGGGACUGGCAGGAGGGGAUAGAGGAGGAGCCUUCCUGCCCUGAAUGCAGACACAGAUACAGGGGACACCCGGAACUGAACAGGAACCAGAUGCUCCGUAACAUUGCGCAGAGAUUCAUUCUUACUCUCCCAGAGCUGUGUGGCCCCAGGGACUUCUGCACUUACUGUAUCCACUCAAUUGUACCCUCAGCCGUACCAGCAACUAAAUCCUGCCUACGCUGUGCCACCUCUCUGUGUGAGCGUCAUGUGACAGAGCACAGCCAAUCAGCAGAACAUGUAUUAACUGCCCCCACCAGCAGAUGCUCCGCCCACCAGGAGCCACUUAUAUAUCACUGCACUGAGGAUGGGGCCUGUGUCUGUGUGUCCUGCUGCCUGGCUGGGGGGCACCGGGGCCACAGGGUGGAGCUACUGAAUGAGGCUUCACAGAUAAGAACAAAUCAAGGGACGGCGGCUGCAGGUCUGAGAGUCCAACUGACCUGCCCCCUGUGCCGGGAGAUCUACACCGACCCUGUAACCCUGCCCUGUGGCCAUAACUACUGCCUGCGCUGUAUUGGGAGACAUUGGGAACGGCAGGAGGGGAUAGAGGAGGAUCCUUCCUGCCCUAAAUGCAGACACAGAUGCAUUAGAGAGGAGAGACAGAGAAUGAAUAAUACAUUGUGUAACAUAGUGCGGUUACUUCUGCCCCCCCCUGAGCAGCGGGACCCUGCUGGCACCUACUGUACCUACUGUAUUCACUCACUGGUACCCGCGGCUAAAUCCUGCCUGCUGUGUGAGGCCUUUCUGUGUGAUAAACAUGUGCAGGAACAUAGCCAGGCAGCAGAACAUGUAUUAACUGUGCCGACUGUUUUAAUUGGGUACAGAAGAUGCUCCGCCCACCAGGAGCUGCUGAGAUAUCGCUGCACUGAGGAUGGGGCCCAAGUCUGUGUGUCCUGCUGCCUGGCUGGGGGGCACCGGGGCCACAGGGUGGAAAUGUUCCCUUUGGAGCAGGAGUAAAUAAGAAAUGUUUUUUUUUAUAAACACCAGCCAUAGAUUAGGCUUAAGCUGCCCAUUCAUACCUAGAUUUGGCCACUUCAGCCUUUAUAUUAAUAUGAAUGGUCUCCUCAACCUACAAGAACACGGUCUGUGCUCAAUCUCAUUCAAGGGUCAGUCUAGUGAAGAUAAUAUAAUAAUUGAUGUAUAAUUAGUCUUAUAUAAUCUGGUAACUCUUCUCUUAUAGACCUUUAUCCUUAAUUUGUUGUCUACACACUGAUUGUACUCUAAAAUCACUCUUUUUAUCAUUUACUGACUUUAGUUCUACAAUAUUAACAUUGUUCACUGUGUUACUAAUAUCUACAUAUCUACAGUUAGUACAGUUAGUAUUAGUGGGUGUAUAUAUAGUUUAUGUAUGUGAGUAGAUAGAUAGGUAAGUAUAGAUUGUGGGUGCUGGGUUUACUCGGAUGGGUUGAACUUGAUGGACUCUGGUCUUUUUCCAACCCUAUGUAACUAUGUAACUAACUAUGUAACUAUGUAACUUUAGAUAUGUAUUUCAGCCCAGUUAAUGUUUGUCUUAUACUGAUUCCUAAGCAGCCCUUGCUCAUGUUUUUUUGCUACAUCUGGAUCUGUUAUCCAGAAACCCAUUAUCCAGAAAGUUCCAAAUUAUGGGAAGGCCAUAGCAGCUGCCAUUUUAGCUUGGUCUCAGUAGCUUCCUGCUGCUGCUGGUAGCUCAGAUUACACAGCACAGUUGGGAGCGAGAUUAUGUUAAUUAUGUUAGGGGGAGGAGGAGAAGGGAGGGGGAGAGAGGAGCAAACUGAGAAGACUUGUGCCCGUACCCUGAAGGAGAGCCGAAAUCUGACACAGAAGAACAUGUGACACAAAAGGAGACAAGAAAUCCUGUGUUUCUUUUGAUAGAGGACUCAGUGCGGCAUUACUGUGAGUGCUUAUGGCUGUAUUUCCAUAGACGCUACUGAGUUUGUACCUUUCCUUCUCCUUUAAUAAAUCAUUGUAUAUCAUUCAAUCCCGGGGCUUUGGUAUCCACCCAACCUAGAGGCAGAGAGGCCAUUUCUCCACUUAAUUUUCUAUUUUUCUGUUAGUUUUGUAUUACCAAUACGUUUGGUUAUUGCUAUGCUUAGUGCCAGCCCCUAUAUACAGUGUAAUGGAACUCGGCAAUAGUCAAACUUUAUAUAUACAUUUUUUUUUCUUUUAUAAAUGUUUAUGUACAUGAAA